Messenger RNA from Folsomia candida, 3984 nucleotides. RefSeq names its product ATP-dependent DNA helicase PIF1-like. The transcript has 2 exons. Bases 2077 to 3945 code for a protein of 622 amino acids. Gene Ontology annotation, molecular function: DNA helicase activity. The record is from RefSeq and is a predicted model, not a curated record. Gene Ontology annotation, biological process: telomere maintenance; DNA repair. NCBI's taxonomy places the organism in Eukaryota, Metazoa, Arthropoda, Collembola, Entomobryomorpha, Isotomidae.
GGUGCUUAUACGAUGGGACUGAUUCGGACAGAGCGUUACAUUUUCUACUUCGACAGUCAUUCUAGGAGUCAGCAAGGCCAUAUAUCUUUAGCUAAGUCCGCCAAAGCAGUAAUCCUUAGGCUCGAUCGUAACCACCCAGAAAGUAUUAAUCAUAUUAGAUCUAUUGUCAACAAAAAUUGCGUGGGAGGUCCUGAAUCCGCCAUCAUAACCAUUACUCCCCUCAAACUCACAAUAAUCGACCAAGGACCCGACAUAACACCGCCUCCAGCGAUUCCGGGACCGUCUGACCUCCCAGAAGAUCUGCCGCCAGAAACUGUGGUUUUUGGUGAAGAAGCUGCGGAAGACUGUUUGCUACACCCAGUGGACUACAUAGAGCCACAGCUGGAAAAAUUCAAUCUCAAUCGAACUGCAGCUCCACCCGUGAGAUUAACUUCUGAGAAUCACUUAGAAGAAAAAUGUUUCAUCACCUGCUUCCCACAUGGAAAAUUUGGAUUGGAUGAAAAGAGAGAUGAACGAUUUCGCAUCACCACGCAUGCAUACUUUCAGACAAGGGUAAUGUCGGGAGAUCCUCGGUUCCACCGCAUAGAUUAUCUCUUUUAUGCACUUUCAAGAUCUGAAGAGUCGAUUAUCCGAGCAAAAAUUAAUAUCUGUGGGAACAUGAAAUACCAGGAUUCUGAAAAUGAUAACGCUCCUGCAGCUGAAAAUUUACAUCUAUACAUGAGCGCAAUUCGUGGCUCCAGAUCUUAUUGGAAGAGGUAUACGGGGGACAUAAUGGCAAUGAUUAUGAGGCUUGGUCCGCCAAUAUUUUUUCUAACGGUUUCCUACGACGACAUGGGCUCAGCUGAUGUGCUCAAUGCAAUGUGGAAGGCCGGUCAUCCCAAAGACGACCCUCCUCCGGACAAUAUUCAAGAUAUGCCAUUCGACUUUCGUCGGGAGUUAUUAAACUCAAAUCCUGUCGCCGCCGCCCGCCAUUUCAAUCUCAGGACAAAUGAAUUAAUAAAAUUACUGAACCAGGAUCAAACGAUAUUUGGAAAGCCAGUAGUGGACUAUACAUUCCGGGUAGAGUUCCAAGACCGAGGUAGUCCACACCUUCAUUCACUUAUAUGGAUUCAGGAUGCACCGAACCUUUCCACACCUGAAGGAAUAAACUUUAUCGACCGCAACGUGUCGUGCCGACUUCUAGGUAGUGGAAUGGAGGAUAUUGUACGGCGAUAUCAGUCGCCGACAUAGAUACGACCAAGAUACAAGAUACGACCACGUGCUUUAAGAAAGGUUCCACGUGUCGGUUUGGGUUUCCACGACCUCUUGCAUCUGAAACCACUCUGGAAGAAACCAACAAUGGUCAUGGAGUAAUCCUAAGGCGUUGUCAAGGGGAAGAGCGGGUGAACAACUACCAUCCGACACUGCUGAAGAUUCUUCGAUGCAACAUGGAUAUACAGAUUGUAACAGGCGUUGCCGCUGUCGCCCUUUAUAUAGCAAAGUAUAUCGGGAAAAAUGAACCUGAAACCCUCCGUGAUGACAUUCGACACACCCUUCAGACUCUCCGUGAAAGUCGACAACCAAUACGGGUACAAAUGGAGAAGGUAUGGAUUUCGUUACUUAGUUUUCCAAAAAAUUUUAAGAGGUACUAUUCAUCAUUCAUAUUUUCAUAUAGGUCUCUCGGCUUUUAUUAAGUCGCAGGACAGUAGGAUCCCAAGAAGCUGCCUAUCGUAUGGCAAAUCUUCCUAUGAGACAUACGUCACGUGCAUUUGUAUACAUCCCGACCUAUCUACCUGGUGAUCGCAUCAGAUUGUUGAAGAAAAAUGCAUAUCUAGAAAGGGAUGAGGUACAAUUUGCAAGGUAUGUACAGUAAAAUUGCAUGAAAAAAAUGUAUAAAUAAAACAGGAAAUUUAAGUUGCCUAUUUUAAUUCUAGUAAUAUAAUUGACAAAUAUUGCAAUCGUCCUGAAGAUCUACGAAAUAUAUGUUUAUUCGAAUUCGCCUCCAAGUAUCAGCCCGUACGAAAUUAUCAACAGGUAGAUGAUGAUUUUGAUGAAGGAGAGGAACAAGAACACCAACUACUACAUGCCAAUCGAUUGAUGCCACGAUCUUUCUACCUUAAGGAUAGGUCUAUGGGACUCUGGAGAGAAAGAGCAAAGUACGCCGUAAUCAAGAGCCCACCAUUUCAUAGUGACUCCGACGCGGAAAACUUUAUCUACAGCCAUCUACUACUGUACGUUCCAUUCAUUGAGGAGAAUUUCACGGCGGACGGGGAAUCUGUUACAGAUGCAUUUGAGAAGAAUAAGGCCAAUAUUAGGACAACUUUGGACUUCCCUUUAAUACGUCCUGAUAUAGAGAAAGAUCUUGAAGCAGUAGCUCUUCAUCUAGCUGAUCUUAAUCAGGACCCCCAAGAAACGCUUGCAAUCCAUGAGGUCGAGGAGUAUCAAUACCUUCCUGACGUCUAUGACGGAAGUAAUGUGCUUCCAGCUCAAGAAGAAUAUAGGAUUGUACUUCUGAAUGAAGCCUGCUUCAUGGCUGAGAAGCUAAAAAUGAACCAAGACCAAAAAUUCAUAUACGACAUGAUUGAAGGACAUUUAUGCGAUCCUAGCAGAGGUCAACUACAACUUUUCAUUUCUGGAGCUGGUGGAACAGGAAAGUCGUUCCUAAUUUCCUUGAUGACGAACCUCAUCUGUGCGAAGGAAGAUGGACCAGGCCCAGCAGGUGUACUUUUGGCCGCCCCAACUGGAGUGGCAGCUUUAAAUAUAAAUGGACAAACCCUUCAUCGCACUUUCCAACUUGCUGUAGAAUCUGGUUCUGUUCCACGUUACGCUCCUCUUGGCGCAAUAAUGCUGCAGAGAAUGCGAGAUAAAUUUCGGGAUGUUGAGUGGAUCAUCAUGGAUGAAGUAUCAAUGAUAUCUUAUGAGUUAUUCCGUCAAGUAAGCCAACGUUUGGGAGAAUGUUUCGACAACACGCUGCCAUUUGGAGGGAAAAAUGUUAUUGUCGUGGGAGAUCUAUUCCAGUUGGAGCCUGUUAAUGGGCACUGCAUCUAUGAUCAGCCACGACAGUUAGGAGCGGAAGAAAACCUUUGGAAGAAUUUCGCUUUUAAAGAACUUACGGUCAACAUGCGACAGGGUCAAGAUCCACUCUUACAUAUCUGUAACAACCUACGAGAAGGAAACAUCACCACUACUGAUCUCCAUGAGUUGCGGAUGCGAGAGUUUAGUGAAGAUACUUCGAGCACCGCUAUGAAAGAUAAAUUCAAAGAUGCUAUUAGAAUAUUUCCUACAAGAAAUCAGGCAUCUAUUUACAACCGACUCAAGACCAGGACUUUUCGUAGUGACCCUCACAUAAAAGUCUAUACUAUCAAAGCGAGGGAUAGUUUCUUUUCUGGAACCAAAGCUGGAUCCCGUGCUCCGUUGGCAUAUAGCCACAGAGACAGCAAUAAAUGUGGUGGCUUCGUAAGUUCCAUUGACUUAGCAGUUGGAUCAAGAAUUAUGGUAAUCCGGAAUUCGCCGACAAACCGUUAUUUAGUCAAUGGCUCAAUGGGAACGGUCGUCGGGUUCAAGUGGGAAGAACUUGCAAGGGAACAACAUCAUCACGGCGAUCUCCCUUCAAGUGUAUUGGUGAAAUUUGACGAUUGGCGCAUUGCUGGGACUCGGGAAGGUGUCUAUGAGUUAAAACCUACAGAUGUGACAUACACAGGGAAAGCAAAGGAAGAAAUUCAAAGAUGGAUGCUACCUAUUGUCCUUUGCUGGGCAGUGACAGUGCACAAGGUACAGGGAAUCACCGUAGAUAAAGCAGUGAUCUAUUUGGGAGCCGAGAUUUUUGCCCAUGGGCAAGCCUACGUUGCCUUAAGUCGCGUCAGGACACUGGAUGGAGUCGCUAUAUUGGAACAGGACGACAACAAAUUAACUGCGAAACCACCCGACAAACUUAUAGCGGAGAUGGCUCGGCUGCGCGCCUUAUAGAUAUAUAUAGAGUAUCAAAAUAUUGUCAUGAUUUGUAAU